This is a messenger RNA of Tupaia belangeri chinensis (Chinese tree shrew), 719 nucleotides long. RefSeq names its product sperm acrosome associated 3 (gene SPACA3). Gene Ontology annotation, cellular component: sperm flagellum; acrosomal vesicle. The record is from RefSeq and is a predicted model, not a curated record. NCBI's taxonomy places the organism in Eukaryota, Metazoa, Chordata, Mammalia, Scandentia, Tupaiidae. Bases 122 to 613 code for a protein of 163 amino acids. Gene Ontology annotation, biological process: fusion of sperm to egg plasma membrane involved in single fertilization. The transcript has 4 exons. Gene Ontology annotation, molecular function: lysozyme activity.
GCCCUAUUUCUUCUUCUUUCCAGGAGUAACUGUGAGUGCACCUCUGGGGCUGGUGAGCUGCCUGCCAUCCCGACGCUCUGCCCCUGAGCCAGAGUGGGGUCGCUCCACCUCUGCCACCCACAUGGAAGCCAGGAGUUGGGCUCCCGGAAGGCGGCUGUGUCCACCCAGGAUCAUGUUGCUGGUCCUGGGUUCUCUGCUCAGCUGCCUGCUUGCUGCCAGCGAGGCCAAGGUGUACAGUCGCUGUGAGCUGGCCAGAGUGCUGCAGGACUUCGGUCUGGAUGGAUACCGGGGAUACAGCCUGGCUGACUGGAUCUGCCUUGCUUACUUCACAAGUGGCUUCAACACAGCUGCUGUGGACCACGAGGCCGACGGGAGCACCAACAAUGGCAUCUUCCAGAUCAGCAGUCGGAAGUGGUGCAAAAACCUUACCCCGAACACCUCCAACCUGUGCCACAUGUACUGCUCUGACUUGCUGAGCUCUAACCUCAAGGAUACUGUUAUCUGUGCCAUGAAGAUAGCCCAAGAGCCCCAAGGACUGGGCUCCUGGGAGGCCUGGAGGCACAACUGCCAGGGCAAAGACCUCAGCGACUGGGUGGAUGGCUGUGAUUACUAGGAUCUUCUCUGGAUGGAUCAGACCACGCACAGCAGGCUGGGAAAUGUAGUCUGGCCCCUGACCCAGGCUUGGGGACCCAAGUCAAAUAAUAAAGUCUAGUUUAAUA